UCUCUCUCUCCUCUCCCCUCCCCCUCCCCGCCGCCUCCUCUGAUUCCUUCGCGAGGGUUAGCAAUUAGUUGCCGGCGCGGAGCACGGUUAUGGGGUCGCCGGCCUGGCGCGGCUUAUGGCGAGGCUUGUCGAGAUGUGGCCGCUCCCCCUACACCGCGCCGCCCCCUCCCAGUCUCUACCUCGCCAGGGCAGCAGAGGUCCCCGAUGCGUCGGGGCGCCGCCAUCUCGCCGUGCAGCGGCACGCGAUCUCACACAUGCUGGGAACCAUGGAUCUGGCGCCUAGCAUCAACACGGAGGAGUGGUGGAAGAGGAGGAGCCGGUACCACGGGGCGAGCUGGGUUCAGGCGCACGCUCCGUCGCGCUUCUUCUCGGCUACCCCCAAGGAUCUACUGAAGGGUUCGAAGGCGGAUCCGAGCGAUCUUGCGGUGCCGAGUCCAGGUGAUGAUGCACACGGUCCCGGGGACAUGGCGAUGCACAAUCGGUUCGCAUCGGCACAACCGAUCGCGCUUGUAGAGCAGGGUGAAGCAAAUGUCCGUGACAAUGAUUAUCCCUUGAUAAAGCCUGAAGAUGAUGGUCUAACUGAAGCUAUUAAGUGCUACAUGUUGAAGACGGGUGCAGACCAAAUUGUUCCUGACACGCUUUCGUCGUUCCUCAAGUGGGCUGCUGAGUAUGGUGCAAGGGAAGAUGUUGAGAUUGUCUAUCCAUUAAGCUCACCCAUUUCAAUUGUGGCAAAUUGGAGCGGUGAUGGGAUCAUUAGUUAUGUGAAGAUGAAAAUCAAGCAACUUGAGGUGAAGUGGUGGCAGAUCAGAUAUCUGAGUAAAGCCGCACAAGCUGCUGGUGCAAUUGACUCUAAUUUUGAAAGAGGCUUGAUAUGUGUUGAGGAGCACGCUUAUUUGUACCUCCCUCUAAUACGCCGGAGAGAAAUGUUGCCAACGCUGUCUUCUUCAUAUCAUAUUUUUCCUCAAAUGCGCAGAUUUUUUUCGCGAAGAAAGAGAAAGUUUCAGGAAGAGAUCAUUUUGAAGGCAAAGAACUCCGGCGUUUUAUGUUUGGAUGGUACCAGUGCUGAAGUGAAAUCAAGCCUGAGAAAAGUAAUUGCACAGUUGCGGCAGUUUUGCUAUGACCACGGGGAGCGUGUUGAUGUCUCAUCUAUCUAUGGACCUGGGAGCGAGGUAUAUACUCCACCAGGAGUUGGUACAUUCCAUCUUGAGGUCUUACACUGCGAAAGAUCCAUCAGCUUUCCAAUUUUGGCAAACAAGCUAUAUUUCAGAGCCUUCAGAAAUGGUCACGGUAUGUUUGUAUUCAAAAAUGAGGAGGAUUUUAAAUGUGAUGAGGAUUACAUUGUGCUUGACUUUACGGGUAGUUAUACCUCUGCUGGCCUUGCUCGGCAUAGUGUCGGGGACACAUGGAUAGGAACUCAAGCUCUUAGACACGCAUUUCAUGUCAUAUCCAAGUGCAACGGAAGGUCUACAGAUUUAUUGAAGCAAGCUAUCCAAAUCUUCAUAAUUCAUAUAGCUGAAGCUGCACGCAUCCAAUGCGUUCUUGAUGCAGUUUGCGAAUCAAUUACUGGUGAAAGGACUCAUCUAGAUGAGCCUAAUUCGCAACCUACCUGUGCACCAUCUAGUGAGCCAGAGGCUGAGGCUGAGUCUGCUCCUUCAAGUGAGGCUGAGGCUGCUCCUUCAAGUGAGACUGAGGCUGCAGUUUCGCCAGCCGCUUCUCCACCUUCGAGCGCUACUGAGGCUGCUCCUGUUGCUUCAUCACCAGCUCCUCCACCAUCUUAUUGGAUUGCGACUUACGGGCAUUAUUCAAAUGAAGCUAAGGAAGCAAUCAACGCGCAACUGACCAAGAAUGUGAAAUAUACCAUUAUUAGUAAGGAUGAUUAUCAGAUAACAUCACUGGAUGAUAUCUUGAAACAGAUCAGGAUAUUAUCCCGGGGAGUGCACAACAAGGGUGUAUUUGCACACAAAGCAGAUGACUCACUAUUGGCACUGCCAAAAGAGUGUCCGCCUGAUCCUAGUGGGAAGGAGGUAGAGUAUCCUUAUGCUCUAUUAGAGGAGUGGAACACGGGCAAGAUUCUGUAGAAUGCUUUGCAGCAACUGAAGUUCAUUGCCUCAAGAUCAAUGCAUGAUUCUAUGACACCCAACAGGAUCACAUGCUUAGAAAUGGGACUCCGUGGUGAUGUGACAUUUGGCAUAUGCAGGAUGGCUUUUGACGCUGCUCCUUGGUGAUGAUUGCUCAAUCAUCUGGGGCGCCUACAACCAGAGUGUGAUAGUGGUUUUGGUAUCUCAUAUAAAUCUAGUAUGGAUGUUAUAACGUGAAUGUAUUUGUUGUCUUAUAAGUGGCUGGCAUCUUUUAAGUGUAACUGUGAGAUAUGCUGUACAUUUCCUUUUCUUCAUGAAAUAACACUGAGCUGUAUGGUUUAUAAAG
Molecule: messenger RNA, 2424 nt
Organism: Triticum dicoccoides
Lineage: Eukaryota; Viridiplantae; Streptophyta; Magnoliopsida; Poales; Poaceae
Exons: 6
Coding region: 90-2078 (662 amino acids)
Biological process (GO): negative regulation of translation
Molecular function (GO): rRNA N-glycosylase activity
Source: RefSeq, a predicted model, not a curated record